Messenger RNA from Biomphalaria glabrata, 2118 nucleotides. Its product is annotated as piggyBac transposable element-derived protein 4-like. The transcript has a single exon. NCBI's taxonomy places the organism in Eukaryota, Metazoa, Mollusca, Gastropoda, Planorbidae. Bases 115 to 1863 code for a protein of 582 amino acids. The record is from RefSeq and is a predicted model, not a curated record.
CGUUUCAGCAAAAAAAAACGGAUGUUUUUCUGAUUUCUCUUUCGUUUUCUAUGCGACUUCAAAAGUAAGUGAAAUUUCAGUCGCUUUGAUCUCUCAAUUUUGACUUCUGCUACAAUGGAGUUUCAGUUUCUUGACUCGCUUAUUGCUGAUACUAGAGGGUCUAUAGAUUCAGAUAAUGAGGCAGAAUCUGAUUUAGAUUUAGAUAAUUUAGACCUAGAUCUAGAAGUAGAAUCUGAUAGCGAUACUGACGGUGAUAUAGAUCUAGAUGUAAACAAUUCUGUUAGUGUUAGUACUGUAACUGAAGCUAGUCCUAAUGAUAAUGUCGCUGAUCCUAGAUCUAGUACUGAAUCUUUAUCUUGGACCAAUACUUUGACCAGUGUUUCAGAUCAAAUGCUACCAUUUGAAGAAAUAGUUGGGGGUGUUCACUAUCUAGAAGAAGACUGCAGUCCUUUAGAUUAUUUCAAAUUAUUUAUUACGGAUGAAAUGAUAGGGUUGAUGGUUACAGAAACCAAUAGAUAUGCAGAGCAACAGCAGGUAGCAAAAGGCCAGAGGGAUUCCCAGUGGAAACCAGUGACUGCUCAAGAUAUUUACACCUUCCUGUACAUCAAUAUUAUGUUUGGUAUUCAUUGGAUUCCAAGUACUAAGCUCUACUGGUCCUCGGACAAAAGCUGGAGGGUGCCAGCAAUAGCUGAUGUAAUGGGCCGCACUCGGUUUGAAAAGAUCAGGCAAUAUUUUCACCUCAAUGACAGUGCACACUUUCCACCAAGAAAUAGUGACAACUAUGACCCAUUGUACAAAAUUAGGCCUCUACUGGAUCAUGUAAGGAGUACAUGUCAAGCAGUAUACAAACCUCAGCGCAAACUGAGUGUUGAUGAGGCAAUGGUAGGCUUUCGUGGUCGCCUCGCUAUGAAGCAGUAUUUGAAGAACAAGCCUACUCCUUGGGGCAUCAAGAUUUGGUGUUGUGCAGAAGCCUCAUCAGGCUAUGUACUAAAUUUUAGGGUGUACACAGGCAAAUCAAAUUAUUCAUCUCCCAAUGGCCUGGGAUACAAUGUGGUCAUGUCGAUGACUGAGCCAUACUUGGACAAAUACCAUGAAGUGUAUUUUGACAAUUUUUUUUCCUCUUUGAAGUUAGCUGAGGACUUGUUGGAAAGAAAGACCUAUAGCUGUGCUACCAUCAGAGCUCGUAGAAAGGGUUGGCCUCUGCCUAAAUCAAAACAAAAGAAAGGAGAUUUGAAGAUGAGACAGAAAGGGCUGAUUGUUGCUACACAGUGGACCGAUAAGCGGCAAGUCAAUAUCCUGUCCACAAACUCGGACCCUGUCAUGACCACAGUUGAGCGUAGGUCUAAAACAGGCAUGCUAGAUGUGGAAAUACCUCUACCAGUUGUCAAUUAUAAUAGUGGCAUGUUUGGAGUAGACCUGGCAGACCAGCAUCGUUCAUACUACCCAGUUGGACGUGUAAGCAACAAGUGGUGGAGAUACAUGCUAUGGUAUCUGAUAGACAUCUCUAUGAUCAACAGCUUUUUAUUGAUGAAAAAAUCUAGACUCAAUGAUUCUACAGAUUCUUUAUCUCAAAAUCACUUAUUGUUUCACAAGAAAGUAGCUGAUCAGCUUCUGACAGCAGCAACAAGAGUUACACUACUAGACACACCAAGUGUUGCAGGAAGAUCAAAGCCAUACAACAGCCAUCACAUGUUGCAGCCUAUGCCUGGCCGAAAACGCCGCUGCUUUCAGUGCUCUAAAGAUGGGAACAAAACAGCAAGUGGCAGAACCAGUGAGACCAGAACUGGGUGUCAUAUGUGUCAAGUUCAUCUUCACAGAGGACUCUGUUAUUCCAAAUUUCAUGAGUUUCUCAGGCAGCAGUAAAGUAGAAAAGCAAAAACUUUUGUGUUUAUGUUGAUUUUUAUCAUUUAUUUGUUUAUAAAAAUAAUUGAAAAUAUAUAUUUUUGGAAAGGUCAUUCAUUUCUCUUUUUUUUAAAGAUUUUUUAAAAGUAAUUAGAUGAUAUUUAGUAUUUUUAAUAAAUUUUUUUGUAAGAUGACUCUAUGUGAAAAUUAGAGUUACCUCCCUUUGCUUAGUAUUUCAGGCAAUGAAGCUGGGGUAAGGGCCUAGUAGCUAAUGAG